AUGGCCACGCCUCUCCAGUUUGCGCCGUUUACGUCUGAAAUUGAGCUGCCCUUUUAUUCGGCUCUUUUUGCUUCUAAACUCGACUAUGACAAGCUGGAUGACUCUGCGAGAAAUGUUCUCGGUUUGUAUGAGCCGAGAGUUGAGGAACCCCAAGCCAGUUGCAAGAUGCAGAUUCUUGGUAAUGCUCUGACCAACCAAAACGCACCUCUUGGUACCGCCAGGGGAGAGGGUAUCAUCAAAAAUAUCUGGGACGCAAUCAACGACGGCACCAUCUACUCUGUGCCAUCACUUCUCUCGUCCUUUGUCAUUCUUUCAUACGCCGAUCUCAAGAAGUAUCAGUUUACGUACUGGUUUGCCUUCCCGGCCUUACACUCCGACCCUCAAUGGAAACGAACAGGGCCCGUUGAACGCCUCACCGCCGAUGAAAGCAUAGAGCUGGUCGACAGGGUCGGGACAUGGCGAUACAGCGUCGACAGUCGUCAACAUGGGUUUUUCCUCGCCAAGAAAGUCCGCAACAAGCGGACGCAAGCCGAAGACGCCGAAGGCUCGAACAGUCUGACUUUUCGCUGGGAAGUCGGUACGCUGGGCAGUUUCGAGGAGGGCUUUUUCAACGACAUUCCGCCAGAGGAUCGCUACGUCGCGUUCGCUGACCCAUCCACCUACGAUGAAGGACCUGGCUGGCCGCUCAGAAAUCUCUUAGUUCUCAUCCGACAGCGCUUCCGGGCGUCCAGGGCCAACAUUCUGUGCUACAGAGACACCUGGGCGCGGAGACACGAAGCAAGGAGUGUCGUGCUCCCCAUAGCAAUGGACCCUGUGGAAACGAUGGUGACGGGAGACAUGCCCAAGGUCACAGGGUGGGAGAGGUCGCGGAACGGAAAACUUCAGGCCCAGAAAGCCAAUCUCGCAGACUACAUGGACCCGACGAGACUGGCCGAUUCAUCCGUCGACCUGAACCUGAAGUUGAUGAAGUGGCGCCUCGCACCAGACCUGGACCUGGACCUCAUCAAGAGCACAAAGUGUCUCCUGCUGGGAGCCGGAACACUGGGAGGCUACGUCUCAAGAAACUUGCUGGGCUGGGGCGUGAGAAAGGUGACGUUCGUCGACUACGGCCGGGUCUCGUACUCGAAUCCCGUUCGGCAGCCGCUCUUCGAGUUCAGCGACUGCACCGACGGCGGGCGGCCAAAGGCAGCGGCCGCAGCGGACAUGCUGAAGCGCAUCUAUCCCGGCGUUGAAAGCGAAGGGCAUGCUCUCUCUGUGCCCAUGCUCGGUCAUGCAUUUACAGACGAGGACAAGACGAGGGCGGACCUGGAAAAGCUCGAGCGCUUGAUCGAGGACCACGACGUUAUUUUCUUACUGAUGGACACCCGUGAGUCACGUUGGCUACCGACUGUGAUAGGAAAGGCCCGUGGGAAGAUUGUCAUGAAUGCUGCUCUUGGAUUCGACUCGUACGUCGUCAUGCGACAUGGAGCCGAGCUGAGGGACAAGGCACAGACAUCGCUCGGCUGUUACUUUUGCAACGACGUCGUGGCCCCGGCAGAUUCAAUGAAGGACCAGACCCUCGACCAGCAAUGUACGGUGACUCGACCCGGCGUGGCAGCCAUCGCAUCCGCGCUCCUGGUUGAACUGCUCACCAGUCUCCUCCAACACCCUCUCCGGAACGAGGCGCCAGCACCCCAACACGUGCCAGGAAACGUUCCCGACCGCGACCCCCCCAACCAUCCUCUAGGUUUGGUCCCCCACCAAAUCCGCGGCUUCGUUUCUACUUUCCAAAACCUCAAUAUUCGAGGCCAAUCGUACGACUGCUGCAGCGCUUGUAGCCCCAAGGUGCUGGAUGCUUAUCGCACAGAUGGAUGGGGUUUCGUCAAGAGAGCAUUACAGGAGAAGGACAACGUUGCCGAGUUGUCAGGGCUGGCAGAAGUGCAGAGACGCGCGGAGGAGAUGGCAGCGCGUGUGGAUUGGGAAGACGACGACGAUCUCGUCAUGGAGGGAGAGGGGGAAUUGCUUUGA
Metarhizium album ARSEF 1941 is the source of this 2007-nucleotide messenger RNA. RefSeq names its product E1-like activating enzyme. The transcript has 4 exons. Gene Ontology annotation, molecular function: Atg8 activating enzyme activity; Atg12 activating enzyme activity. Lineage: Eukaryota; Fungi; Ascomycota; Sordariomycetes; Hypocreales; Clavicipitaceae. The record is from RefSeq and is a predicted model, not a curated record. Gene Ontology annotation, cellular component: cytoplasm; phagophore assembly site. Gene Ontology annotation, biological process: protein modification by small protein conjugation; cellular response to nitrogen starvation; piecemeal microautophagy of the nucleus. The coding region runs from base 1 to 2007 and encodes 668 amino acids.